AUGGCGUACAAUAAUAAUUCGUAUGAAUUGAACAGUUAUAAAGAAGACGAUUUUGUCUCCUUUAUGAAUGAAAUUCAAGACAUCAACAAUCAAUUGGAUUCUUAUCAAAAUUUGAUUAGUUUGAUUCGUAACAAGCAACGUCAGUUGAUCCAGGAAUUAGACUUAAAUGAAGAAGAUGGUGAUUAUUCAUCUAGGCAAGUUGAUAACCUUGUGGCUGAAGCUCAUUCUAUGCAAGUGGAUUUGAAAAAUAGAAUUAAAAAUGUUCAAACCCAAGCUGUUACUAGUCGCGACCAAGCUAAAUUGGACCAAGCUGAAACCGCUAGAAAGAGAUUUUUGGAUUUGAUUAACGAAUAUAGAAUCGUCGAAUCCAACAGUAGAGAACAAACCAAGCAACAAUCUGAAAGACAAUACAAGAUUAUCAAGCCGGAUGCUACUCCACAAGAAAUUAAAGCUGCCGUGGAAGAUGGUGAUUCAUCCCAGUAUUUCCAACAAGCUUUGAUGCAAUCUAAUAGAAGAGGUGAAGCCAGAACUGUUUUGAAUGAAGUCCAAGCUAGACACCGUGAAUUAUUGAAGUUGGAGAAGACUAUGGCCGAGUUGACUCAAUUGUUCCAUGAUAUGGAAGAAUUGGUGAUCGAACAAGACCAAGCUAUACAACAAAUCGAUGAGCAAGUUGGAAAUGCUCAACAUGAUAUUGAACAAGGUGUGGGCCACACCAAUAAGGCAGUCAAGAGUGCAAAGGCUGCUAGAAAGAAGAGAAAGUGGUGUGCUUUUAUUAUCUUCAUCAUUGUUGUUAUUUUGGCGUUAAUUUUAGGAUUGUAUUUUGGUUUACAUAAGUAA
Messenger RNA from Dujonia railenensis, 837 nucleotides. The record is from the annotation of a GenBank genome assembly. Lineage: Eukaryota; Fungi; Ascomycota; Pichiomycetes; Serinales; Debaryomycetaceae.